AUGAUAAACGAGCAAAUUUAAUUGGCCAGCGAACUCGGAGACGCGCGAACCAUCGCAAUGGCCGGCCGCCGGUCGUCGCCGCCGCGGCGGACGAUGUCGAUGGGUAGCGGCUCCCUCCCCCGCCGCCCCACCGCCGCAGCCGGCGGCGCUGGCUCCAUGCUUCCCGGGCUCUCCCGGUCAAUGACGAUGGGCGGCGGCGGCGUCGGCGGCGAGCGGACGGUGAGGCGGCUGCGGCUGUCGAAGGCGCUGACGGUGCCGGAGAGCACGACGGUGCUGGAGGCGUGCCGGCGGAUGGCGGCGCGCCGGGCCGACGCCGCGCUGCUCACCGACUCCAACGCCCUCCUCUGCGGCAUCCUCACCGACAAGGACAUUGCGACGCGGGUGAUCGCGCGGGAGCUGAAGAUCGAGGAGACGCCGGCGUGGAAGGUGAUGACCCGGCACCCGGUGUUCGUGCCGUCGGAGACGCUGGCGGUGGAGGCGCUGCACAAGAUGGUGCAGGGCAAGUUCAGGCACCUCCCCGUGGUGGAGAACGGCGAGGUGAUCGCCAUGCUCGACAUCGCCAAGUGCCUCUACGACGCCAUCGCCAGGAUCGAGAGGGCGUCCGACAAGGGGAAGGCCGCCGCCAUCGCCUCCGCCGUCGACGCCGCCGCUGGCAACGACCCCACCGCCAGCUCCAUGGUCGAGGCCUUCAAGGAGCAGAUGCUCAGGCCGUCCCUCUCUACCAUCACCACCGCGGAAUCAACGGUCGUCAUCGUGUCGCCGGGCGAUUCGGUGCUGACGGCAACGCAGAAGAUGGUGGAGGUGCACGCGAGCUCGGCCGUCGUCGCCGUCGGGAACAAGGCUCAGGGAAUCCUCACCUCAAGGGACAUCUUGAUGAGGAUGAUUGCCAAGAAUCUCCCUGCGGAUUCGACGCCGGUUGAGAAGGUGAUGACACUGGAUCCCGAAUGCGCGACAGUGGACAUGCCAAUACUCGAUGCUCUCCGGAUCAUGCAAGAGAGGAAAUUCUUGCAUCUCCCUGUCAUGGACAGAGAUGGAUCCAUAGUCUCCAUCCUAGACGUGAUCGACAUCACACAUGCAGCAUUCUCCAUUGUUGAAGGCAACGGCGAUGGUGCCGUGAACGAUGACGCGGCAAUCUCCAUGGUCCAGAGGUUUUGGGACUCUGCAAUGGCCUUGGGACCCCUAGACGAUGAGAUUGAAUCACAAUCCCAGAUAAGCGAGGCAUCGAGGUCGCAGAUGAUGUCGGACAUCCACAACGAGCAGUCGUUCUCGUUCAAGCUCCAGGACAGGCGAGGACGGAUGCACCGGUUCAGCUGUGAGGUGCAGAGCCUGACGCCGUUGAUCACCUGCAUCCUCCAGCGGCUCGGCCCCGACCUCGACCGCGACCACCUCCCUCAAAUCCUUUACGAAGACGAAGACCGUGACAAGGUGGUGCUGGCGUCCGACGACGACCUCACGGCGGCGGUGGACCACGCCAGGCUCGCUGGCUGGAAGGGCCUGAAGCUGUACCUGGACUACUCCGGUAGCUCCGGCGUCCGUAGGAAGAGCGUGGUUCCCAGCGUCGGGGUCGGGGGCGGCGGCGGCGGCCGCAGCAGUGGCGGCAGCACGGCGGUGAUGGACCUGUCGAGCCGGGACGCGUGGGCGGCGGCAUACAGCGGUGUGGCCGCCGGCGCCGCCCUGGUCACCGGCCUCGGCCUGAUGGCCUAUCUCCGGAGAGCUAGCUGAGUUCCAAGAGUUGAAGGUUUACAAAGUGAUCUUUCAGAAAGCUUAGACGGGCCGGGCUGGAAAAAAAAGCUGUAUGGUCAUGAAGGCUGGGCUGAGCUGGGCCAAAAGCCCAAGAUGUAUGAUGAAUAUCCUUAGAUGGGCUUGGGCUAGGCCCAUCAGAAAGGGGUGGAAAUGAAACCAUUGUGUAUAGAUGAAAGUGGUUUGAUGAAAGAUGAAAGGGUUAAUUGGAUCCAUGCCACUGCAAAUAGAGAAAAUCUACUCCCCGGUA
Oryza sativa Japonica Group (Japanese rice) is the source of this 1990-nucleotide messenger RNA. RefSeq names its product CBS domain-containing protein CBSCBSPB5. Gene Ontology annotation, molecular function: protein binding. The record is from RefSeq and is a predicted model, not a curated record. Lineage: Eukaryota; Viridiplantae; Streptophyta; Magnoliopsida; Poales; Poaceae.